GGUCCAGCCCCGGCACCGGGGCCCGACCGGACCGGGGGUGCUCCGGCUGGACGGGGGAUGCUCAGCCCAGGGUCCCGUCGCCAUGGGGACAGGCUGGAGAGACCUGUGGAAGAUGUCGAGCCCGAGAAACGGCGACACUAAGCCCCCAUGUUUGCCCCGCAAUGGACUGGUGAAGAUCCCCACGCAACCCAACGGCCUCGGCUCCGCCAGCAUCACCAAAGGCACCCCCGCCAUGAAAAACCGCCUGUGCCAGCCUUCCUCCGUGCCUGCCAUCCUCAGCCCGGCCUUAGCCCACCGCAGUGACCUGCCCAUCCCCAGCCUGGCCUCCCCACUCUCCUUGGCUGCCCUGGCCAGCGUGUCCUCCCCUCCCGGCGCUUCCUUGGUGGGACUGAACGCGAGCGAGGGCUCGGAGCAACCCUCUCCGGAGCGGCUGCCGGGCUCGCCCUCGGAGAGGCAGCUGGCGGUGGACGAGAAGAUCCUCAACCGCUUGUUCUGGUACUUUUCGGCGUGUGAGAAGUGCGUGCUGGCGCAGGUGUGCAAGGCGUGGCGGCGGGUGCUUUACCAGCCCAAGUUCUGGGUGGGCUUGACACCCGUCCUGCACACCAAAGAGCUCUACAACAUCCUGCCUGGUGGGGAGAAGGAGUUUGUCAGCCUACAGGGCUUCGCCGUCCGCGGCUUUGACGGCUUCUGCCUCGUGGGCGUCUCUGACCUGGACAUUUGUGAGUUCAUUGACAACUACCCCCUCUCCAAGAAGGGAGUCAAGUCCAUGAGCCUUAAGAGGUCGACCAUCACAGAUGCGGGGUUGGAGGUGAUGCUGGAGCAGAUGCAGGGCGUGGUGCGGCUGGAGCUGUCGGGCUGCAACGACUUCACGGAGGCGGGGCUGUGGUCCAGCCUAAACGCCCGGAUCACGGCCCUGAGCGUCAGCGACUGCAUCAACGUGGCCGACGACGCCAUCGCCGCCAUCUCGCAGCUCCUGCCCAACCUCACCGAGCUCAACCUGCAGGCCUACCACGUGACGGACACGGCGCUCGCCUACUUCACCGCCAAGCAGGGCUACACCACCCACACCCUGCGCCUCAACUCCUGCUGGGAGAUCACCAACCAUGGUGUGGUCAACAUGGUGCACAGCCUGCCCAACCUGAGCGUCCUCAGCCUCUCGGGCUGCUCCAAGGUGACGGAUGACGGGGUGGAGCUGGUGGCCGAGAACCUGCGGAAGCUGCGCAGCCUCGACCUCUCCUGGUGCCCUCGUAUCACCGACAUGGCCCUGGAGUACAUCGCCUGCGACCUGCACAAGCUGGAGGAGCUGGUGCUCGACAGGUGCGUGCGGAUCACCGACACCGGCCUCAGCUACCUGUCCACCAUGUCGUCCCUGCGGAGCCUCUACCUGCGCUGGUGCUGCCAGGUGCAGGAUUUUGGCCUGAAGCAUCUCCUGGGCAUGAGCAGCCUGCGUCUCCUCUCGCUGGCUGGCUGUCCCUUGCUGACCACCACGGGGUUGUCGGGGCUGGUGCAGCUGCAGGAGCUGGAGGAGCUGGAACUCACCAACUGUCCCGGGGCCACCCCGGAGCUCUUCAAAUACUUCUCGCAGCACCUCCCGUGCUGCAUGCCAGACAAAGCCGCGGGUGGAGCCUCCAGGGCCCGGCAGGAGCUGCGGGAGCCCCGCCUGGCCCUGCCCAGCUCUGGCUGA
Messenger RNA from Manacus vitellinus (golden-collared manakin), 1684 nucleotides. RefSeq names its product F-box and leucine rich repeat protein 16 (gene FBXL16). The record is from RefSeq and is a predicted model, not a curated record. Gene Ontology annotation, biological process: SCF-dependent proteasomal ubiquitin-dependent protein catabolic process. Gene Ontology annotation, molecular function: protein binding. Gene Ontology annotation, cellular component: SCF ubiquitin ligase complex. Lineage: Eukaryota; Metazoa; Chordata; Aves; Passeriformes; Pipridae. The transcript is spliced from 7 exons. Bases 83 to 1684 code for a protein of 533 amino acids.